AGCCCACGAACACCCACCGCACUCUCUCUCUGUCUCUCUUUCUGAGGUUUGAAGUUAAGGAAUUUAUGUUUUGUUUGAUUCCUUGUACUGAAGUUUAGAAUCAACCUCGGAAACAUACACAGGAUGAGUUCAAUCCAACAAGACUGGCCUGAACCGAUAGUCCGCGUCCAAUCGCUCUCGGACAGCGGCCUAGGCGCGAUCCCGGAACGUUAUGUGAAGCCCCCGGGUGACAGGCCGUCCCCCGUCUCCCCUGCAGCCGACGUCGACAUUCCGAUCAUCGACCUCGGUGGGCUGUACAGCGACAUCGACGGCGUUUGCGCCGAUACCGGACGCCAAAUCAGCGAGGCCUGCAGAGAUUGGGGAUUCUUCCAAGUCGUGAACCACGGGGUGAGCCCCGAGCUCAUGGACCGGGCGCGAGAGGCGUGGCGCGAGUUCUUCCACCUGCCAAUGGAUGUCAAGCAAAAGCACGCCAACUCGCCGAAGACCUACGAAGGAUAUGGAAGCAGAUUGGGCGUCGAGAAAGGCGCCAUUCUUGACUGGAGCGACUACUAUUUCCUCCAUUACCUUCCCUGCUCAUUGAAGGACUGUAACAAGUGGCCACUUCUUCCAUCUGAUUGCAGGGAAGUGAUCGACGAGUACGGGAAGCAGCUGGUGAUACUGGGGGGGAAGCUGAUGAAAGUGCUAUCCGUGAACCUCGGACUGAGCGAAGAGUAUCUUCAGAAUGCGUUUGGCGGCGACGACGUUGGGGCUUGCCUGAGAGUGAACUUCUACCCGAAAUGCCCCCAACCGGACUUGACUCUCGGCCUCUCCUCGCACUCCGACCCAGGAGGCAUGACUUUACUGCUGCCGGAUAACCAUGUUCCGGGCCUCCAAGUCCGCAAGGACGGGAACUGGAUCACCGUGAAGCCCGCCCGCCACGCUUUCAUAGUCAACAUCGGAGAUCAAAUUCAGGUACUGAGCAAUGCGAUCUACAAGAGCGUGGAGCACCGGGUCAUUGUCAAUCCCUCGGAUGAGCGCGUCUCUCUGGCCUUCUUCUACAACCCGAAAAGCGACAUCCCGAUCGAGCCGGCAAAGGACCUCGUGACCCCAGAAAGCCCCGCGCUGUACCAACCCAUGACGUUCGACGAAUACAGACUCUUCAUAAGAUUGAGGGGUCCGCGUGGAAAAUCCCAAGUCGAAUCUUUAAGGUCUCCGAGAUAAUGGUGCCCGAAGAGCGGGCAGGCGAGCGAGCGAGAGCAACCAUUGAUUUCGUCGCUAAUUGAAAUCACAUAUAAAACAAUCACCUUUGUUGGCUAGUAGAGCUCAAACUGUACAGUUUGCUCUAUUCAUGAGGAGACUGAACAAAAAUGCAAAGCAAAACCAAGUUGUGGACUCAUGUCAAAUUCAUCUGAUUGGUUUUCUCUGGAAUGCUUGAAGGGCUUACAGUUAUAAUGAACCGCGUCUUGCUGUUAGAAUAU
Messenger RNA from Rhodamnia argentea, 1457 nucleotides. RefSeq names its product jasmonate-induced oxygenase 1. The transcript is spliced from 3 exons. The record is from RefSeq and is a predicted model, not a curated record. NCBI's taxonomy places the organism in Eukaryota, Viridiplantae, Streptophyta, Magnoliopsida, Myrtales, Myrtaceae. Bases 124 to 1200 code for a protein of 358 amino acids.